AUGUAAGAACCUUUACUUAAUUAAGAUAAAGUAAUUAAAAUAUUAGGAAUAGAUCGUAAUUUAUUAUUUUUGAGUCUCCUAAACUUUUUUCUAAAUGCCACAGUGUCCCUAAUAGUUCCAUUCUAUCCUACUAUUGCUACAAUAAGAGGAGUAAACGCCACAAUUACUGGUUUAGUAUUUUCCAUGAACCCUGUAGGAAGUUUCUUAAUAUCUUUUUAUAUUGGAAGUAUGAUGGAAAGAUUAGGAAAAAAAUAAAUUAUGUUUUGGUCUAUGCUAGUAUAAGUUCUAACUGUAGUAACUUUCGGGCUAAUUUAUUACAUAAAUGAUAAAACUACAUUUAUAAUAGUAUCUAUGGUAACAAGAUUUAUAUAAGGAGCAUCUCGUUCAGCUUAUGUAUCUGUAACUUUUGGAUAUGUACCUUAAUUAUGGCCAAAUACAGUUUAAUAGAAAUUAGCUAUAAUGGAAACUUUAACUGCUAUAGGACUUUUAUUAGGUCCUGUGGUAGGAUAAGCAUUAAAUAAUUUGAUUUCCUUAUAUAGCGAUUCUAUGGGAUAUUAAAUGCCUUUUUAUUUUUUCGGUUUAUUAUUUAUAAUAAUGAGUUAUACAAUUAGAUGGCUACCGAAAGACUAGAAAAAUAAAAAAGAAAUAGAUUAUGUAUCUUCAUUAACUUGUAUGAAAAACUGUAAUGUUCUUUUAACUUUUUUUCUUGUUGUAACCGCUUCUACUAGCACUUCUUAUAUAAACCCAUUAUAUUCAGGACAUAUGGAUUAAUUGGGACUAUCUAAGUCUUAUAAUGGGUAUCUUUUUUCAUUAGGAGCUUUAUCUUAUAUGAUUUUCUUAUAUAUAAUACCUUAAAUGAGUAAAGUUUUCGAUAAAAAAGUCAUUUUGUCUAUAGGAUUACUUAUGUGUACGAUUGGAUGCCUUAUUAUGGGCGCUGAGGAGUAUUUAGGAUUUUCAAUAUAGAAAAAAUAGUGGUAUUUAGUAACUAUUGGACAAUGCAUUAUUGGGGCAGCUAUGGCUAUGUGUGUUAUUCCUAUAAUACAGGAAUUUGUAGAACUUAUAUUAAAGAAUGAAUUGAAGAUUAGGAAAUAAAUUUAACCUGAUAUGAAAUUAAUUAGGGCUUGUUCUGAUAUGGCAGCUGGCAUUUUUGUGGGAGGAUAUUCUUUGGGUAUUUUUAUUGGACCAACUUUUGGAGGACUUAUGCUAGAUACAUUUUAAGGGGAGGAAAUUUUUAGGUUUUAGAAAAUUUGCAGAGUGUUUGCGUUAGUAAGUGUUAUUGUUUUGGUACUAUAUUUAAGUAUAGGAGGAGGAUAUUAAGGAUAUAAAAAUAUUAAGAUUUUCUAGAAGAAAAAGAAAGUUGAGACUCAAAGCUCAUAGAAUAAUAAUAAUACAGAUGAUAAUUCCUAAACUAAUAAUAUUAAUGUUAAUAAUAAUAAUAAUAUAAGUACUAUAGUUAAUAAUAAUAAUUAAAAUAAUAAUUUAAUAAGUAAAUAAAAACUAAGUGAUAAUUCUAAUGGAUUGUAAUCAGAUAAUAAACAUGUAAAUAAUAAUUAUUAAUAAGUGAAUGAAGAUGAUAACAAAUAAUUUGAAAAUAAAAUUAUCCAAAUUAAGUGA
Messenger RNA from Ichthyophthirius multifiliis, 1614 nucleotides. RefSeq names its product major facilitator superfamily protein, putative. Gene Ontology annotation, molecular function: transmembrane transporter activity. The record is from RefSeq and is a predicted model, not a curated record. NCBI's taxonomy places the organism in Eukaryota, Ciliophora, Oligohymenophorea, Hymenostomatida. Gene Ontology annotation, biological process: transmembrane transport. The transcript has 2 exons.